Messenger RNA from Punica granatum (pomegranate), 1637 nucleotides. Lineage: Eukaryota; Viridiplantae; Streptophyta; Magnoliopsida; Myrtales; Lythraceae. The record is from RefSeq and is a predicted model, not a curated record.
UACCUUUUCCCCCCCAACACUGAAUUGAAGUCGUCACGGUUCUCCCAACCCGAUUUCCUCUUUUUCCUCAACAAAACAAUUCAAUUCACCACAUCAUCAUCAUCAUCAUCAUCAUCUCCUCUUUCUUCUUCCUCUUCAAAAGCAGAGGCCUGAGGCAGAGAGGAUCAAGCUGGAAAAUGGGGAAUCCCAAGUUCAAGCUAUCAGACAUAGUGCCACAUGCCUGGUUCUACAAGCUCAAAGACAUGAACAGGACAACGUCGUCAGGGUCAGUCCACCCGAACAAGAAGAACAACAUGAACGGCUCUCUUCCUUCCUCCAACUCCAAGAAAUUAGCCCACCAACAACCCGGCCACCUCACCGGCAGUACAACCACAGCCGCAUCUCUCCCUCCUCUCAAGCCUCGAAAGUCCUACUACUUCCCCCGGGACCUCUCCCCGGGACUCCGUGACCCGCCCCAGAGGUCGUCUAAGCAGGGCCGGACCCCCAAGAAGUCCUCGAAGCCUAAGCCUAAGCCCAAGCCCGCUGCCCCCUUCCCUCCCUUGAAGCCUGCCCCGUAUAAUUCCUCCGCCAGCUUCAGUUGCCGUGCUUCAACGGACUCGGUCUGGACCAGGACCGAGGACGCCAACGCCUCCCCUGACUCCAUCUUCGAUAGCAGCUCCCCUGAGUUCAGGCUCGACCGGGUCCUCACACCCAAAUCGCUUGGUAGCUGUGGCUCCAAGAUCGAUCCUGUCGCCGGUGAUCCUGACAUUAUCAUUCACGUGGAUGAGAAUUCUUUCGUCAGGAAACCUGCCAAGAGGCUGAUGGGGCAUCAUAAUUUCGACUCCUUGCCGAACGUCGAGCUGCCACCGAUAGUAACCAAGCCUGCCAAGCCCAAACAGAAUUACGGUGUCGAUCACGUCCAAGUCAUCGAAGACGACCGGUAUACCAAGAAACCCAUUAGGAAGGUCAGGGAGAACAUUAGCAGUAGGAAAAGUGUUAGCAGAAGGUGCUCCAUCAGCUCCUCCCCGAGGGUGAGGCUCAAGAUAAAUUCUCCAAGGCUUCCUAGCCGGAGAGCAGGUCAGGCUCGAAGGACAGUCAGUGGCGGGUCGGACUCCUCCUCGGCAGGAAGAAGGAAGCUGUCGGAUAGCUUCGCAAUCAUGAAGUCGUCAUUCGACCCUCAGAGGGAUUUCAGGGAGUCGAUGGUGGAGAUGAUAGUGGAGCACAACAUCAAGGCCUCCAAGGACCUCGAGGAGCUCCUCGCGUGCUACCUGUCCUUAAACUCGGACGAGUAUCACGAGCUCAUCAUCGAGGUGUUCAAGCAAAUCUGGCUCGAUCUCACCGACAUUGAUUCACUCCAAGUCGUUAAUCAGUAGUGCCUCACCGAAUCAAGAUGCUGACUGUUUGUAUAUGGCAUUGAAUAUGUUGUCAGAACAACAACAAUUAUACUAUGUAGUCGUAUUCUUAUUAGUGCUUCAAUUAGUGUUAAUCGGGGCAAAAGGGGACAUCGUAGUCCGUUUUUCCAUUUUAGCCAACUGAGCAAUAUGGCCAUUUUUCCCCUUGUAUGAUAAAUCAACCUUGCCUUUUCUUUUCUUCUUUGGGCUGGGUAUGUGAAAAAUUGGUUCCAAAUGGCUAAACAUAUAUAUAUCCAUUUUCAGCCA